Aspergillus sclerotioniger CBS 115572 is the source of this 583-nucleotide messenger RNA. RefSeq lists its product as uncharacterized. The transcript has 2 exons. The record is from RefSeq and is a predicted model, not a curated record. Lineage: Eukaryota; Fungi; Ascomycota; Eurotiomycetes; Eurotiales; Aspergillaceae. Bases 88 to 444 code for a protein of 118 amino acids.
CUCAUCACAUCUCCACAUUCCACACAACCACUCACCCACCUACCCACCACUCACAAACCCCAAGACAGUAACCCAGCUAACAUCACCAUGCCCCCACACCUCCCCAAAUACAUCUUCGCCCUUCAAUCCCUCCCCCUCCUCGCCAGCGGCCUCUACACUCUUCUCUGCCCCACCUCCGCCGCACAAUCACCAUACAUGCCCCUGCAGGACGUCACCCCGGGAACCAUCCAAGCCAUGAGUCUUUCUUCCCUGACCCUGGGCACUUUCUAUGCUAUCGCCGCCUAUCAGAAUAACAUCCCGCUGAUGGUGGCUACCAUCCCGGGACGGUUAUUGGCGGCAAUGGUUUUUUAUCAGACGGGCGAGGCAGCUUGGCGACAGGUGGCGCCGUUUGAGGCGCUGAUGGGUGGUAUGACUGUUUUGGGGGUUUGGUUGCGGGGAUGGUGAAGUGUGCAGCGUGUCGAGAUAUAGGGCUGGGAUAUCCCGAUCUUCUGUAUCCGUAGCCCAGUGGGAUUGAUUUUUUUGCCGACUAUUCAUGUUGUUUAACCUCCCGAGGGAUCAAGAAAUGAAAUGGAAUGAAAUGGAC